Messenger RNA from Rhizoctonia solani, 2523 nucleotides. RefSeq names its product glutamine synthetase. Bases 1 to 2523 code for a protein of 840 amino acids. The transcript has 14 exons. NCBI's taxonomy places the organism in Eukaryota, Fungi, Basidiomycota, Agaricomycetes, Cantharellales, Ceratobasidiaceae. Gene Ontology annotation, molecular function: glutamine synthetase activity; hydrolase activity. The record is from RefSeq and is a predicted model, not a curated record.
AUGGCAAGGCCAUCGAGCGACACACUUUCUCGCUUGCAAAAAGCCAUAGACCUGAUCCCUCUCAUAGACAACCACGCUCACAACGUCUUUCAAACCUAUGAUCCUUCGGAGAAAUACCCUCGGGAGAGUCUUGUUUCUGAAGCGACCGGCGGCGCACUCAAUGACUCAAUCCAUUCAUUGCCGCAUUUGCGCAUGCGGAAACAACUCGCUCGAGCGCGGAGCAGGAACUAUGAGACCUUUUGUCGAGAUCUAAUUAAGGUGGCAGGUAUUCAAAUUAUUCUGUUCGACGAUGGUAUCGUGAACGAGUUUUGCCAUCCAAUCUCUUGGCAUGACCGACUGACGCCAUACCCCAACAAACGAGUUGUUAGAAUAGAAACAUUGUUCGAGUCUAUUGUGGCCGCGGUUGGCCCUCAGGCCGCGUUUGAUGAUUUCAUACAUGCGAUCAAGGGGUUCGUCGAUGACCAGGAGGUUGUAGGAUUCAAGUCCAUCGCCGCAUAUAGAUCUGGCUUGGACGUUCAACCGUCAAAUAUGGAGACUGGUUCUGCUACGAGUAAUGCACCUAUUCAAUUCGUCGAACAAAGCAUGGAGCAAGCAACCGAUAGUAUUCCACCCUUCCGAGUUGAACAUCCAGUCGUGGUAAAAUGGUUGCUUAACACCACUUUAUCCAUCAUUUCUGGGCGAGGGAAACCAAUACAAUUCCAUACUGGGCUUGGUGAUAACGAUAUCGAUCUUAUCAAAUCCGACGCCUCCCAUCUCCAACCGUUGAUCAAGGCAUAUCCCAAUGUUCCCUUUGUCCUACUUCAUUCAGGCUACCCAUAUGCUCGACAGGCCGGAUAUUUAGCCACCGUGUAUUCCAAUGUCUAUCUCGACUUUGGACUAGCGAUUCCUUUGCUCUCGGAAGUGGUCAACGCGACUUGCAUACCAUCCGGAACGAUUUUACUUGGGAGCCCUACAAUCGCGACAGGCCCUGCUGAGGUGCUUGCAGAGUACACCGACCGACAAGAAAUUCAAUUUGAAGAGGCACUCGAGAUCGCAAAACGAUUGUUCUUCGAGAACAGCAAUAAGCUUUAUAAACUGGGUGUCAAGUAUACUGAAUUGGACCACGCUACACCUUCCGAUUCAGCAACACCGCCAGAACACACAGCCACAACUGAGGUUGAGAAGCUGACAAGAAUACCUAACAACCUUGAUUUGAAAGGCUCGAUUUCAUUUAUCAAAUCCCAAGGCAUUAAAUUUAUUCGUUUAACAUGGGUCGACUACGUCAACAUGAUUCGAUAUAGAGUCAUCCCCAAUUGCUCACUUCGCAGGAUAGCUGAAUCUGGACCUGGAGUAGUCCGAGUCGGUCUGUCUCUGGGUGUCCAAGAUAGCAUGCCAGCCGGUGGUGUGGUAUCGGGUGAUGUGGAAUUGAAGGCAGACUAUUCGAGCAUGUGGAAAGCGCCGUUUGCUCCUGGCCACGCAUACAUGAUGGGUAGAUUCUUCGAGAAGGAGCAUUCUCAGAGGAGCUGGGGAAUCGGACAUUUGUCCUCGCACAAUCUUGCACAAGAUAAUUCAAUGGCCGGUUUUAGGCGCGCCGAACGCGAACUCGACGCUAGAUUCUUAGUCGGAUUUGAGACUGAAUUCAUUCUCCUCGACCAUAGUAACAGCCCAAUACGUACCGGUCCAUGGUCCUCUUCCCAGAAACUCCAGUGUGGACCUGCCGCGGACUGUGUACACGAGAUUGCACAGUGUAUCAUAGAUGCUGGAAUCAAACUGGAGAUGUAUCAUGCUGAGAGUGCACGUGGUCAGUAUGAAGUUGUAACGGGACCACUGCCUCCUCUACAAGCAGCAGACGCUCUGGUCUCCACUCGGGAGAUUAUAUACAAUGUUGCCCGUAAAUAUGGGUAUAGGGCAACUCUGAGUCCCAGACUCUAUUCCAACCAAUCCGGUACCGCGUGCCAUGCGCAUAUAUCCGUACAAAGUCCUCGGUCCAACACACCUUCUAAUCAUCCAGACAUCCCGUCACUUCCAUCAGACCUAGCUUCCCUUAUGGCUGGCCUACUCGAAAACCUCGUAUCCGUUUGUGCUUUCACUCUCCCCGUUGAUGCCUGUUACUCGCGAGUCAUGGAUGGAGUUUGGAGUGGUGGAUCUUGGGUGUGCUGGGGGCGAGAAAACAAGGAGGCCCCGCUUCGCCUCUGUGGCUCUGGUAAAGGGUUUAAUAUCGAGAUCAAAUCUUUUGAUGGCACUGCGAAUCCCUACUUGGGCUUAGCGGCCGUGCUUGGGGCUGGUGUUGCUGGUUUGUCAGCCAAGAAACGGAACGACAUGCAUAUUACAGCCCGGAUGCCAACCCAGUCCCCGGUGCUUGAGCCAGGACUCGGCCUGAACAUGGACUUUAUUCGAACCUGGCUCCCAGAAAGUGCAUGGGAGGUAUUUAAAUCUGUACGAGAGGAUGAACGAAAUAACCUAAAAUCCCUCAAACAGAAUAAAGAACAUUCCGAUUUAAGCUGGAAAGAACUGUCUGCCAUAGUUUGUCAAGAACACUAUUAA